Molecule: messenger RNA, 1992 nt
Organism: Penicillium oxalicum
Lineage: Eukaryota; Fungi; Ascomycota; Eurotiomycetes; Eurotiales; Aspergillaceae
Product: arylsulfotransferase family protein
Exons: 4
Coding region: 1-1992 (663 amino acids)
Source: RefSeq, a predicted model, not a curated record
AUGCAGCUUCAUGAUCGUCGCUAUUUCGUCCCGGAGGACGAGCCUCACCGUUCAGUGUGCGCUCGACCCGACAUCUCUCCUCCGGUCCUCCACGUCGAGCGGUCUCUGACGGAGAAAUUGGCCCCGGGGUAUAUCUUCAUCGCGCCAUACGAAGCAGAGAACUCUGGGCCUUAUAUCUUUGACCAUACCGGGGAACUGGUUUGGAGUGGCUGGGGGGUGUCUGGACCGGGAAAUGCCCAUGGGAUUCACGUAUGCAAGUACCAGGACAUCGAUCACUUGUGCUUUUUCCAAGGCAAUCAGCAAAAGGGCUACUGUCGUGGCCAUGGUGUGAUCCUGGACAAUUCGUACCGGAUUGUACGAUCGGUGCAGCCGGGGGGCGGCAUGGCGUCGAGCGAUAUGCACGAAUUUCGACCCAUCAAUGGUGGUCGCAGCGCCCUCAUGACGGUCUAUCAGCAGCGUCAAUUUGACAUGAGUCCCUGGAAUGUGCGAACCGGCAUGGGAUGGAUCAUGGAGAGCAUCUUUCAAGAAGUUGAGAUUGAGACGAGCAAGGUCUUGUUCGAAUGGCGUUCGCUCGAUCAUGUCGAUCCGUCGGUGAGUUACACCUGGCCCUCGCAUACCGAUACUUCCGGCACCGGGUUGCACGCACAUGAGCCGUGGGACUACUUUCACAUCAACUCGGUGGACAAGAAUGACGAUGGGGACUAUUUGAUUUCUUCGCGUCACACAUCCGCCAUCUACAAAGUAUCGGGUCAGAAUGGGUCCGUCAUGUGGCAACUGCACGGCGCGAACCCGACGUUCCGCAACGUCAACUUUAGUUUCUCCCAGCAACAUGACGCGCGGUGGUUGUUUGAAAAUCACACCCACUCGGUGAUCUCCUUUUACAACAAUGGGUAUAAUGGCUACAACCGAACGCAUCCACGCUCGUCGGGCAUGAUCGUCCUGAUAGACCAUGAGGCAAAGACGGCAACGCAGAUCCGGGACUACGUGCCCGCCAUCGCCGACCUUGCCAGCUCCAGCCAGGGAAAUCUGCAGGUUCUGCCAAAUCAGAAUGUCUUUGCCGGAUGGGGCAACAACCCCUUUGUGUCUGAGCAUGAUGCCGAGGGCAACUUGAUCUGGUGGGCACGGUUUGCCAAAGACACGGUGAUGAACUACCGCGCACACAAGUUUGAAUGGGAGGGCAACCCAACGGAUGCGCCCGCACUUUGGUCUUAUUCUCACGUGGGAGCAGCUCACACGGCCAUGAAAUUAUACGUGAGUUGGAACGGCGCCACCAAGGUCCGGACGUGGCGGUUCUUUGGCGCUCAAAACAUCACAGGCCCCUGGGUGCUCUUGUCUGAAGCUUCCAAGACUGGGUUUGAGACGGAGUACAUCCAUUCCACCUUCUAUCCAUGGACUCGCGUAGAUGCCAUGAGCGCGGAUGGGCAUGAGCUCGGAAGAUCCGAGAUCAAAUUCACUUUUGUCCCGUCAUCCGGACUUCGUGGAUUCUGUCAAGAAGACACUUGUCUGGACACUUCCAGCUAUGGAUUCCCUGGCGAAGACGGAGCCGAGGCACUCAUUCCAGCUGCAGGUGUGAACACCGUGCCUUGGGUUGACACGGAGUAUGCAGAUGGCGUCUGGGGUUACCCUUCUGGUUUCCCACAUAUUCAUUCAUCCACCACCAAUUCGACCGUAGGCUCGGACGGAGGGUGGGCCAAGGAGCAGGAAUCACCUGGAGAGUUCGUCUAUUGGGGCCUUGCAAUAGCUAUCAUUCUCCCAUUGCUAGCCGGCAUAUACUUUGGUUACCGAUUUUAUCUGCGACAGCAACAGCUUGACCCGCCGGGCGGUGCAGAAGAGCCGUCCAUGCCGUUAAACGGCGUACCUGCCAAUAAGACUUUGCAGAGACCAAGUCAGAGUUGGCCCUGGUGGACGUGGCGUCGAUGGACGCGAAAGCAAGAGAUGGACUACUUUCCGCUUGCUGGUCAUGACUUGUCUACACGCCCGCGCAGAGAAUAA